Diorhabda sublineata is the source of this 833-nucleotide messenger RNA. RefSeq lists its product as uncharacterized. NCBI's taxonomy places the organism in Eukaryota, Metazoa, Arthropoda, Insecta, Coleoptera, Chrysomelidae. The record is from RefSeq and is a predicted model, not a curated record. The coding region runs from base 276 to 701 and encodes 141 amino acids. The transcript is spliced from 4 exons.
AUGCACAGAUUUAUUAUUAUACAAUACACGAUAACUUUAUAACAUUUGGUAUGAUUCGACAAAAAAUCAGAAAUAAAAAUUUCAAUGAAAUCAUCAAUUUAUUGAAGGAGGUUAUUGUAAAUUUCAACAAUAUAAAACGAAGCGGCAACUACGCUUUUAUUAUCUUUAAGAUGUGAAUAUUUAUAUAUGUUUGCACUUAAUCACAGCAGAGUUCCAGUGUGAAUUUUCUAGUUUUUCAAAACAAAAAAGAAAUUUUAUUUUAAUGACACCACAUAAUGAAAUUAACUUCACGUCAUUACUGCUUCCUAGUAGGAUUCUUACACUUGAUGUUGAUUGUAUUACGUUUAUAUGAAAGGAUUUGGGAAUUGAUUGUUUUGGAAGAACCUAUUGUAAUACGAGAGCAAAUGUUUCUAUUUCUUUCGUAUAUCGUCCAAAUAGUUACUGUUUCGUUACUGAUUUAUGGAACUGCUAACGAGAAUCCAAAAUUCAGUAUACCAUGGCUACUAAUCACAACUCCUGCAUUCAUCAUAGUAACAUUAUAUGGACUAAAUGUUAUAUUUACGGAAGAAGCAGGACAAGUUUUUUACAAUUUUUUAUCAAUGGGUGCUAUAUGGAUUAUGUGGUAUACAGUUUUAAAAUAUAAUAUUCAAAAAAGUCCUUUUUUUGAAAAAAUUAAAUACGUUAGAUUAAUUUCAAAAUAAUCGUUGAUAUAAGAAUUUGAAAUUAAUCACCAUGGAGAAGUACAUUCUUCCUUCAAAAAUAUUUAUUUACCAAAGAAACCAGAAUUGUAGUUACCUUGUUUGUGAUAAAUAAAACGCAGAACUCUUCUUUUU